This is a messenger RNA of Culex pipiens pallens (northern house mosquito), 1147 nucleotides long. Its product is annotated as 40S ribosomal protein S20-like. Gene Ontology annotation, biological process: translation. The record is from RefSeq and is a predicted model, not a curated record. The coding region runs from base 691 to 999 and encodes 102 amino acids. Gene Ontology annotation, molecular function: structural constituent of ribosome. Lineage: Eukaryota; Metazoa; Arthropoda; Insecta; Diptera; Culicidae. The transcript has 2 exons. Gene Ontology annotation, cellular component: cytosolic small ribosomal subunit; ribosome.
AACCUUUCACCGUUCGCUCCUUCUUUUUCACCUUACUUGACCUUUUAUUGCUUUAACGCGCCUUAGCUCGCCUUUUCUGUUGCCUUUUCUUGCGUUCGCACUUCAGACUGCUCGAUUUUUUUGACAACGAGAACUGUCAAGAGCAAAUGACAGAUCUCGUUGUCAAAUCAGUCGAGCAGUUUGUUUUGAACUUUUCAUUUUUUUCACGUUCACAUUUGUUGGCCAAAAGAACCUGUGCCGCGGAGAAAACGGUAUUACGCGGCUACCGGUGGCCAAGCCGGAGAAGCAUCUGAUAAUACCGGCUUUGUUGGUACGACGACGGCGAGAACUUUCCGAGAACUGCUCGCUGGUUCGGGUGGCAGCAUCUUCGUCUCCCACCAGGGCCACCCCGAAUUUGCCCGCGGCCAUGCAAGUUUCGCUUACGAGUUACAACUAAAACCGUCGUUGAUUUAGCAAGUGACGGUUGUCCAACUGCACUAAAGUCUACACAGCUCAUGCCCCAAAACUGCGACCUUCACCAGCAACAACACCAUCAUCUACGGCGGCACCAGCCGAAGUUAACCCGAGGGCCGAGCUGAACAUUUUUCCGGCGGAAACACAAAAACGGCCACGUUGCCGCUUAACCGCACGACUACCAUUUUCGUUUACUGCCAUCAAAGUUACCGUUCGAAUCCAAGAAAAUCGUGCAAAAUGGCCGCCACUAGAAAGGACAUCGAAAAGGCCGCGACCCUUCACCGGAACCGCGUCACGCUGACCUUGCGCAAUGUCCGCAGCCUGGAGAAGGUGUGCGCUGACCUGAUCAGCGGCGCCAAGAAGCAGAAGCUGCACGUUAAGGGCUCGGUUCGCAUGCCGACCAAGAUCCUGCGUAUUACGACCCGCCUUGCGGUGAUGCACAAGCGUAUCAUCGAUCUGCACUCGCCGUUCGAGAUCGUCAAGCAGAUAACCUCGAUCAACAUCAAGCCCGGUGUAGAGGUCAAGGUCACCAUCGCCGACCCUUAAGCUGGAUAGUUCCACCACAAUCCGGAAUGUGAAGCAGUUUUCCGGUGAUGGCCAGCGUAAAAGGUCCAACGCGGAUAUUUGAGGCCUUUGCUGCUCCGGCUGGGCGUUUGCAAACACCAACACGCAAAUAAACUUUUUAUAUUAAAAG